UCGUUUAUACAAUUUGAUGUGGAAAUGGUAUUCAGUGCUGACCUCUUGGUGUCACUGUAACAUAAGGAGCCAAUAAAGGCAAUGUCCCUCCCAUAACAAAGCUUUUGUUUGGUGCUUCGCAGAAGAGGAUACAUUUGGGAAAGGGAGUCGAAUGAGAGGUUUUUCGAUCGGAUAUCGAAAAUUAAUUUGUUUUUCGAAAGAGACACAGCUGUAUCCGUUGCGCAAUAAGGAUGGGGGAAGAAAGACGAUUUCAAACAAUUCACUACCGUUGGUUUGUAUUUUAUUUGGCUCUACUGCUGGUUUUCGGAAAGCAAGCUCUGGCUGAAUUGAGGUACUCUAUCCCCGAGGAGGUAAAAGAUGGAACUGUUGUUGGAAAUGUCGCCAAGGAUCUUGGACUGGACAAAACCUCUUUGAUUAAUCGACGGUUCCGUGUUGUGUCUGGAUCUAAGGACGCCUUUUUCGAGGUAAAUUCGGAUAAUGGUGCCUUACAAGUACAUAAAAAAAUCGACAGAGAAGAGCUAUGUCACGGUAGUGGAGCGUGUCUGAUGGAGCUGAAAAUACUCGUUGAAAACCCUUUAGAAAUGCACCAUGUUGUUGUAGAAAUCACUGAUGUAAAUGAUCAUGCUCCCAGUUUUCCUCAAAAAGAGCAGCGGUUUCAAAUUGCUGAACAUACAUCCCCAGGAACACGAUUCCAGCUUCACGCGGCUCGUGAUCCAGACGCUGGGAUGAACUCUAUCCGCACAUAUACAUUAACGGCAAAUGAUCACUUUGAUAUAGAUUUAAGUCAAAGUGAUGAGGACAAAAUACCGUUUCUAGUGUUAAAGAGGUCACUGGACAGAGAACAAAAGAAUGAGCAUUCACUAAUUGUAACAGCAGUUGAUGGAGGUAAACCUCCAAGAUCAGGGACAUUAAAUGUUUCCAUUACUGUUCUUGAUAGUAAUGAUAAUCGUCCGACAUUUAGCCAGGAUACUUAUCAAAUAGAAAUAUUCGAAAAUGUCUCAGUGAGCAGUAUUCUCACAAAAGUAAAUGCUAUUGAUCCAGACGAGGGGGCUAAUGGGGAAACAGAGUACAGUCUGAGCAAUGCAUUAUCCCGUAAAAUAUUUGAUAUCUUUGAAUUGGAUCGUUUUAGUGGAGAAAUUAAACUGAAAGCAGCGCUGGAUUUCGAGGAAUCAGAAAUUUACAAACUCGAUAUUGAAGCAUCUGACAAAGGAACGCCUCCACUGAUAGGAAGGUGUAGAGUAAUUAUAAAGAUAAAGGACGUCAAUGAUAAUGCUCCGGAAAUAGAAGUCACAUCAUUGUCAAAUGCAGUGUCUGAAGAUUCAAAGAUUGGAACAGUGAUUUCACUCAUCAGCGUAACUGAUAAAGACUCAGGUGUUAAUGGCAAAAUAAUUUCAAGCAUAACAAAUGACGUUCCUUUUGAUUUAAAACCCUCCUAUAAGGAGAACAUAUAUUCGCUCGUCACAAAGGAACAUUUAGAUCGAGAGGAGGAGUCAUAUUUUGAAAUAACAAUAAAAGCAACAGAUUGUGGUGACCCUUCACUGAAUACUAUAAAAACACUAGGCAUUCAGGUAUCAGACGUAAAUGAUAAUAGUCCACGUUUCGACAAAAGUCCAGUACACUUUUACCUGUCUGAAAAUAACGUUGCAGGAGCGUCAAUAUUCUCCUUAAGCGCUACAGACAAUGAUGUGAAUGAAAACGCCGCUCUUUCUUUUAAUAUUGUUAGAGGAGGAAGUGAAAGAGAUGUAACAUCAUUCUUGAACAUAAACUCUGACAAUGGACAAAUAUCCGCGCUGAAAAGUUUUGACUUUGAGACUCUGAAAACUUUCCAGUUCCAAGUUGUAGCCACAGAUUCUGGUUCUCCGUCACUGAGCAGCAACGUCACAGUGAACGUGUUCAUUCUGGAUCAGAACGACAACGCUCCAAUCAUCCUGUAUCCACUCAGCUCCAACGGCUCUGCUGAAGGCGUGGAGGAGAUUCCCCGCAACGUGAACGCAGGACACUUGGUGACUAAAGUCAGAGCCUAUGACGCUGAUAUAGGAUAUAACGGCUGGUUGUUGUUCUCACUGCAGGAAGUUACUGACCACAGUCUCUUUGGUUUGGACCGCUACACAGGACAGAUCAGGACACUUCGCUCGUUGACAGAGACAGACGAGGCUGAGCAUAAACUGAUCAUACUGGUCAAAGACAAUGGGAACGUUUCACUCUCAGCAACAGCUACUGUCAUAGUCAAACUUGUGGAGCCCAAAGAGGCUUUUGCAGCUUCUGAUGUUAAAAGUGCAGCGAAAGUAGACGAAGAGGACAAUGUUACAUUUUACCUGAUGAUAACUUUGGGCUCAGUUUCAGUUCUUUUUCUCAUCAGUAUCAUUGUGCUGAUUGCAAUGCAGUGCUCCAAAUCCACAGACUAUACUUCUAAAUAUCUGCAAGAGCCAAAUUAUGAUGGGACACUGUGUCACAGCAUCCAGUACCGAUCUGGAGACAAACGGUACAUGUUAGUUGGACCCAGAAUGAGUAUAGGAUCUACUAUAGUCCCCGGCAGUCACGCAAAUACUCUAGUGCUACCUGACAGGAGGAGAACAUCUGAGGAGGUAAGAUAUUGUUUUUUAUUAUCUUUAGUGGAAUUGACACCCAUUAUUUGUUCAUAA
Molecule: messenger RNA, 2642 nt
Organism: Mugil cephalus (flathead mullet)
Lineage: Eukaryota; Metazoa; Chordata; Actinopteri; Mugiliformes; Mugilidae
Product: protocadherin alpha-8-like
Exons: 1
Coding region: 231-2642 (803 amino acids)
Biological process (GO): homophilic cell-cell adhesion
Cellular component (GO): plasma membrane
Molecular function (GO): calcium ion binding
Source: RefSeq, a predicted model, not a curated record